AUGACAUCCAUCAAAGUUGCGAUUGCUAGUAAUUCGCUGGGCAAGUCGACUUCGGGGCAUACACUUCUUCAUAAACUUGAGACGGCUAAAUUGCACGGAUUUGAUGGAGUGGAGGUUGCGAUCGAGUGUCUUGAAGCGCAUGCUUCCUCUUUCUCCCAGUCUUCUCGAGCUUCUCGCCUGCGUGCAGCUGCCACUCAUGUUGACCAAAAAGCGCAAGAUUUAUCUUUAUCUUUGAUUGCGCUCAACCCAUUUGGCGCAUACGAUGGGCUUGUUAACCCUGUCGAAGUUGAGUCUCGCCUAGAGGAGGCUGAGCUCUGGUUUGAUCUUUGUCGAUUGAUGCGAAUUCCAAUCUUUCAGAUCACAUCGUGCCUCUACCCUAUCGAUCCUGUUAGAAUUACGCCGGAGGUAACCACAAUCGCCGCGAACAUGAAGCGAUUGGGUCUCCUUGCCCAAAAAUACGGUUUGCUAGUUGGAUACGAAGCCCCCGCCUGGGGAACUCACCUCAACACUUGGCAACAAAUCCAUGAAAUCAUCAAGCUCGUUGAUCUUCCCAACGUUUGUCAUUGUCUUGAUACCUUCCAUAUUUCUGCCAAAGAGGCAGGUGAUCCAUUUAGUGCUGUGGCUCCUAUUCGGCCAGGCGGCCUGGCAAAUUUACGCCGAUCCUUGGAGGAAAUGAAACGAACUGUGACGCCAAAUCAGAUUGCUUAUUUUCAGUUAAGCGAUGCAAUGGUUGCUGACCAGGGCCAGGUGGGCUACCAACGGCGUGAUCUCAAUCAACCCCCCUAUAUGACACAAUCGCGAAACUGCCGGAUCUUUCCCUGCGAAGCGAACCGUGGAGGUGUGCUUCCUGUACUUGAGGUUGCACAAGCGGUGUUUGAUCUUGGCUACACGGGAUGGGUGUCGAUGGAAGUAUUUCAUACUGAUAUGUGGAAUACGCGCUCCUCAGUACCCGACGACUGGGCUCAAAGAGGAAUGGCUUCAUGGCGAGAAAUAUCUUUCCACUGCGGGCUUGAUCGGCAUACCAACGGGAGGUUGUGA
Molecule: messenger RNA, 1038 nt
Organism: Penicillium roqueforti
Lineage: Eukaryota; Fungi; Ascomycota; Eurotiomycetes; Eurotiales; Aspergillaceae
Product: sugar phosphate isomerase/epimerase family protein
Exons: 3
Coding region: 1-1038 (345 amino acids)
Source: RefSeq, a predicted model, not a curated record